This is a messenger RNA of Prosopis cineraria, 1299 nucleotides long. Its product is annotated as leucine-rich repeat receptor-like serine/threonine-protein kinase SKM1. The coding region runs from base 1 to 1299 and encodes 432 amino acids. NCBI's taxonomy places the organism in Eukaryota, Viridiplantae, Streptophyta, Magnoliopsida, Fabales, Fabaceae. Gene Ontology annotation, molecular function: protein binding. The record is from RefSeq and is a predicted model, not a curated record. The transcript has 3 exons.
AUGGAUGGUUCCUGCAAUAUUAUCCUGUUUGUUUUUCUUUGGUUGAUUACCUUGUCAAGUAUUGAUUUAUGUAUUUGCAGUGCAUCCUCUGAGGCUCAGUGCAUUACAAGUGAGCGAGAUGCUUUGCUUACUAUGAAGCAUUAUCUCUCAGAUCCUUUAAACAGACUUGCCUCUUGGUCUCCUCAUGGAAUUAAUUGUUCCCAUUGGGAUUUUGUUGUUUGCAGCAACAUCACAGGCCACAUUCUUGAGCUCCACCUCACAACUCCGCCUCCUUUUGAGUUCAAAGAUGAGAUUAUGAGACAUUAUGGUUUGGUGGUGAGAAAUUUUUUUGGAGGUUUGCAAAUUCCUGAUUUUCUUGGUUCAAUGACAAGCUUGAAAUAUCUUAACUUGUCUCAUGCUGAGUUUGGUGGAAGAAUUCCUCUUCAUUUUUGGAAUCUUUCCAAUUUGAUAUAUCUUGACCUUAGCAAUAAUUAUUUUGAAGGAAGUAUUCCUCAUCAAAUUGGAAGUCUCUCCAAUUUGCAGUAUCUUGACCUUGGAAACAAUUAUCUUCUAAAUGGAAGCAUUCCUCAUCAAAUUAGAAAUCUCUCCAAUAUGAUCCAUCUUGACCUUGGAGGUAAUGAUUUUAGUGGAAGCAUUCCUCAACCAACUGGAAACCUCUCGAAUCUAUUCUAUCUUCAUCUCGGAGGUUUUAAUUUGUCCCAUGAAGAUGAUUAUGGAUCUUACAAAUCUUUUGAAAAUCUUCAGUGGUUUUCAUCUCUUUCAUCUUUCCAAUCUCUUUCUUCUCUCCAAUAUCUUGAGCUGAGUUAUGUAAACCUAUCCAAUGCCUUUGAUUGGUUGCAAGUUCUGCAUUCACUUCUCUCUUUGAGAUCACUUACUCAUUUCUUGUGUCAUAAACAAGAGGAGAAAAAGUCCUUGCAGUUUCUUCAUUUGGCAUCAAAUAAUUUGUCAAGGAAAAUACCUGAUUGCUGGAUGACAUGGCCAUAUCUUACAACGGUGAUCUUAGAAAACAACAAUUUCAAUGGGAUCUUACCCACAUCCAUGGGAUCCUUGUUGUGGUUGCAAAUGUUGUAUCUUCGUAAUAAUAAUGUUUUAAGAAAUUUUCCUACCAUUUUGAAGGACAAAGCCAACUUGAUUUCCUUAGAUUUAGGGGAUAAUCAAUUUUCAGGAGUGAUUCCAUCAUGGGUUGGACAAAGUUUGUCAAAUCUAAAGGUUCUUGUUCUUAGAUCAAACAAAUUCUUUAGUUCCAUUCCUUCAGAAAUUUGUGCCAUGAGUUCUCUCCAAAUCUUGGAUUUUGCAUAA